AUGGAGAUUCAGUCCAAAAAGGGUAUGGAUUUGAAAGUAGGAUACACAGGGAGGAGAUUGGCAUUGGCAAGGAGUAGAUUUGUUGUACCAUGGAGGGAGAACAAGAGGAGAGAAGUUGGGUACUUAGCUGAAAAGGAAAAAGAACGAAGAAGAAGAAUUCAGAAGAAGAAAGGGGGAGAAGACAACCUACCCCUACGACGCACGAGGGCAGGGGUGGUUGAUCCACAUCUAGUUGGUGGGGCUUGUCUCCUAUCUCCCCAAGGAAUCCCCCUGUGGUCUCCAAUUCCUGAUCUGACGCUUCAGUUAAUAUCUCAC
Molecule: messenger RNA, 315 nt
Organism: Ilex paraguariensis (yerba mate)
Lineage: Eukaryota; Viridiplantae; Streptophyta; Magnoliopsida; Aquifoliales; Aquifoliaceae
Source: the annotation of a GenBank genome assembly